AUGGCACAGAGCAAUUGGGAAGCUGAUAAGAUGCUUGAUGUUUAUAUUCAUGAUUAUCUGUUGAAAAGAAAAUUGAUUGCUUCCGCAAACGCAUUUAUGACUGAAGGGAAGGUUGCUACAGAUCCAGUAGCAAUUGAUGCACCAGGAGGAUUCCUCUUUGAAUGGUGGUCUGUUUUCUGGGACAUAUUCAUUGCAAGGACAAAUGAGAAGCAUUCAGAGGCUGCUGCAGCUUACAUUGAGGCACAGCAAAUUAAGGCAAGGGAGCAACAACAGCUACAGAUGCAGCAGCUGCAGCUAUUGCAGCAGCGCAAUGCUCAGUUACAGCGUAGGGAUCCUAAUCAUCCUGCUCUGGGUGGUUCUAUAAAUGCUAUAAACUCUGAGGGAGUAAUGGGGCAAACCUCAGCCAGUGUGCUAGCCAUGAAAAUGUAUGAAGAGCGUAUGAAGCACCCUCACUCGAUGGAUUCGGAGACAUCCCCUGCGCUUAUUGAUGCCAAUAGAAUGGCCCUACUCAAAUCAGCUGCAAAUCCACAAGGCCAGUUGGUACAAAGCAAUUCUGGGAACAUGCCAGCUGCUUUGCAGCAAAUCCAGGGACGAACUCCUUUAACCACUGAAAUCAAAAGCGAAGUUAACUUGGGUGCAACUCAGAAAAGUUUGCCUAUGGAUCCUUCAUCAAUUUAUGGACAAGCAAUUUUACAGUCGAAAUCUGGCUUGGGUGGUGCAGGACUAAGUCAAGGUAUUACGGGUCUUCCUUUGAAGGGUUGGCCUCUAACUGGAAUUGACCAAUUACGACCAAACUUGGGUGUACAAGUACAGAAGCCAAAUCUUCAUACACAAAAUCAGUUCCUUUUGGCAUCUCAACAACAGCAAAUCUUGGCACAGGCUCAGGCACAAAGUAACCUUGGAAAUUCAACGAACUACGGAGAUAUGGAUGCUCGUAGAUUUUUGCCCAGGGGUGGCUUGAAUGCAAAAGAUGGUCAAGAUACUAGGAAUGAUGGAUCUAUCUGCUCUCCAGUGCUAUCAAGUUCACCAAAGAUAAAAAUGGCCCAGAUGCAACACUCCUCCUCCCAACAACAUGAACAAUUGCAACAGCAGCAACUGCAACAGAAUAACAGAAAAAGGAAACAACACUCUUCUUCUGGACCUGCCAACAGCACCGGCACAGGAAACACUGUUGGCCCUUCACCUAGUUCUCCCCCAUCAACUCACACACCUGGUGAUGGAAUUAACACAGCCAGUAGUCUGCAGCACGUUAACAGCAUACCAAAAAGCUUGAUGAUGUAUGGUCCAGAAGGAACAGGAGGCCUUCCUUCGUCUUCCAAUUUACUGGAUGACAUAGAACGAUUUGGAGAUGUUGGUUCUUUAGAAGAUAAUGUGGAAUCAUUUUUGUCACAUGAUGUGGAAAACAGGAGGGAUCUAUAUGGGACACUAAAGCAGAGUCCCGCAGGGCACCAUAAAGAGUGUUCUAAAGGUUUUACAUUUGGUGAAGUUGGUUGCAUACGGACCAGAAACAGCAAAGUUACUUGCUGUCACUUUUCUUCAGACGGGAAGCUGCUGGCUAGUGCUGGACAUGACAAAAAGGUGACACUCUGGAACAUGGAUACCCUGCAGACAGAGAGUACUCCCGAAGAGCACAAGUUAGUCAUAACAGAUGUUCGUUUUAGACCAAAUUCAUCCCAGCUGGCAACAGCUUCAGUUGACAAAUCUGUGCGAUUAUGGGAUGCAGCCAAUCCAAACUAUUGUUUACAAGCAUAUACAGGGCACAACUCACCUAUCAUGUCCCUUGACUUCCACCCUAAGAAGACGGACUUAUUUUGUUUCUGUGAUCCUGACAAUGAAAUUCGCUACUGGAAUAUCAACCCAUUCUCCUGUACUCGUAAUUCCAAGGGAGGUACUGCACAAGUGAGAUUUCAACCAAGAACUGGACAACUGCUGGCAGCAGCAUCAGAUAAAAUGGUUUCCAUCUUUGAUGUCGAAACUGACAGGCAAACACACUCAUUACAGGGACACUCUGAAAUGGUAAACUACAUUUGUUGGGAUGCAAAUGGAGACUAUCUGGCAUCUGUCAGUCAGAACUUGGUGAAGAUUUGGUCGUUAGCUUCAAGCGAGUGUAUUCAGGAGCUUGGCUCUAACGGCAACCAGUUUCAUUCUUGUGUUUUUCACCCAAGUUAUUCAACUCUCUUGGUCAUUGGAGGAAUCUCGUCUUUGGAACUGUGGAACAUGACUGAGAACAAGAGAAUGACAAUUUCGGCUCACGAGAAUAUAAUCUCAGCUCUUGCGCAGUCACCCGACACUGGAAUGGUUGCAUCUGCAAGUCACGACAGCUCCGUCAAGCUAUGGAAGUAA
This is a messenger RNA of Prunus armeniaca (apricot), 2343 nucleotides long. The record is from the annotation of a GenBank genome assembly. Lineage: Eukaryota; Viridiplantae; Streptophyta; Magnoliopsida; Rosales; Rosaceae.